Messenger RNA from Ostrea edulis (European flat oyster), 5526 nucleotides. RefSeq names its product protein glass-like. The record is from RefSeq and is a predicted model, not a curated record. Gene Ontology annotation, molecular function: DNA-binding transcription factor activity, RNA polymerase II-specific; RNA polymerase II cis-regulatory region sequence-specific DNA binding; protein binding. Gene Ontology annotation, biological process: regulation of transcription by RNA polymerase II; cell differentiation. Lineage: Eukaryota; Metazoa; Mollusca; Bivalvia; Ostreida; Ostreidae. The transcript is spliced from 6 exons. The coding region runs from base 252 to 2768 and encodes 838 amino acids. Gene Ontology annotation, cellular component: nucleus.
GCUUAUUUUAUAUUUAUCUUAGUUAUUGUAGUAUCAAAGAUCAAGCUCCAGCGUUUGACUUAGCUAUUCAUUUUGUAGUUCAUUGCUUUUUUAGUUUGUCAAUUCACGUCAAAAACAGGCACCAUGUUUUCUUCAUGGUUCAGUUUUCGCGUACUGGUGCAUGACUGAACAAUGCGGGGUUCAAAUGUGUCAGAAUUUACACGUUUGUUGUGUGACUUGCAUUGACAUUUUGGAAACUGACAACAUUAACCAUGAAUUACCAAAAGGCGUAUAUGAACCAGAUUUUCUCCAGCUCCUUGAUGGGACAGGUGGCAGAAAUGUGGCGCAAUCAGUUCCUGUGUGAUGCUAUCAUUAGAACAGGGAGCACAGACACCAAGGCCCAUAGGUUAGUACUAGUUGCUGCCUGCCCAAUGCUACAGACGAUGGAGAAUGCAGCCGUGGGUUCGCAUCUAGAAGUCCGACUCUCAGCUGAAAUCAAACCCGAAUCAGUUCAAACUUUCUUGAAGUAUUUGUAUGAGGGCUUUAUGAUGCUGACUGGGGACAAUUACAGAGACAUAGAAAAAAUAGCCAAAAUACUGCAAGUGGAAAGUGUUGUGCGUUGUUGUACUGACUUUAGCAAGUGCCUCAGUGAAAAAACGGGUGUACCAUGCGAGAAAAGGUUCUCAAUGAAUGAAAACCCGGAGUCAGUGUAUGUUAGGUCAUCAGAUCUUUUAAAAGUGCAUGACCCAGUGAAGCGGCAUUCAGAGGGGGAAACAGUGUCCCCAGAAGGAGAAAGAAAACGACAGAAAAUGAACAGACCCACUCCCCCUCCACCUCUCCUUCUGCCCAUGCACAAUAUAGCAAACAGUGAGAGGGUGCUGCACUCUGUAGAUAUGUCAAGGAGCUCUGACACUGAUAGAUCAUUAGGAAUGAUAGAGGCUGAUUAUUCUCAGGGGAUUCAAACCUCCAGCUCAUCCACAAGUGAAGUAGAAAUUAUGAAGGAUAGUAUAGAAAUUGUGCAUCGGGAACCACCUGAUCCUAAUAAUAUCAACCAAUCAGAGCCUCCCAUACAACAGACAAUGGCUCUUUCAGUGGCCAGUAGAGUUUCAAGUGAUCGUAAUACACAAGUUGUUAAUAUGACAACCGUUCUACCUCAUUCCAGGUCAUCCUCCACACAAAAUCUUCACAUUCUAGGCUCACCACAUUCCUCCUCUCGCAAACCAGAGGCAGCUCAUUCCAUGGACUCUGAACCCAGGACCCCUGAAACUCACAAAAAUCAUGAUCGACGACACCUUCUUACAGGAGAUUCACAUUCCAGAUAUCACCAAAGACAGAAUUCCCUUGAGAUGUCACAACGCAAACAUGACUCUUACCCAUCAAACUUACCUUCCAGUGAGAUACUGGGGUCAAAUCUACACGACCAGAGCGCUAAGUCAGUCUCCUCCCCAUCUGUCGCUCCCCCUCAGCCUUCAUCCCCAUACAGACCACCAAUUUCAAUGCCACUUCGACAUCCCACCUCAUCCCAGAUGCAGAAAUCUUUCAUUCAGCCCAUGUUCAGACCAGGCAUCCCAUUUGAUGGACGACCAUUUGCUGGUGUUCCAAUUGGUUCCUUACGGCACAUGGCAGGAGGAAUUCUGCCUCCGUCAUUAGCUCCUCCUCUCCACAUUUCAUACAACAUUGAAGACAGCAUCAAAGAUCAUGGAAGUAGUUCCUCUGUGCCUAAUUCUCCUUGCACUCCAAGUGUGCCUGAUCUUUCUAUCAUAAAAACUGAGGAAUCGCGGGAGAAUGAGGAACUACACAUCGACAUUCCAGAGGAAAGUGCUUCAGGUACGACAACACCACACAACAACACUGAGGAAGAGCCCCUUGGUGAUGACAGCAGUAAUGCAGGAAGUGAAGGGGGGUCACUCUGGCAAGAUAACUCUGUCAAAGCCCAGUUUUCCCACGAUAAGUAUCAGCUCUGGGAGUUUAUUCGGGACCUCCUCCACGACCCCAAGUAUAACCCCUCCAUUAUCCAAUGGGAGAACAUCAUGGACGGGGUGUUUCGGAUCGUGGACUCAGCAGAGGUCGCUAGACUGUGGGGAAGAACGAAGAAAUUUACCAAAAUGACCUACGAUCACAUGGGAAGAGCGUUUAGAUACAGCAAGACAAUGGGUUAUUUCGCAGAAUUGCCAAAGGGGGCAGGAUAUCCAAAGAAGCUCUGCUUUAAGUUUGGACCAAAGGCUCACAACUGGUUACCCUUUCCAAAUAUGGAAAGUCCGUUGAACCUUGUGCUAAAACCAAAGACCGAGAGCAAACGGAAAUCUACGGAAAAACGAUCCAACGAUUCUGUCCACGAGAAAUCCAGUGGCUUUAUUAAAGUUGAUGAAAACAAACCCGAAAAGUUUCCUCAGAAAACCAGCAGGAAGUCUGGUGAGCGGUCCAUGUCGGGAAUGUUUUCAGGCAAACACCGUUAUGGUGGUAAACCUUUGGAUUAUGGAUCACGUGAUCCCAUAUAUAAUGUACCGUCUGGUAACGAUGGGAAACUGUUCUCAUCAGAACGGCAAUUAGAUGUUCCUUAUAACAUUCCAAGCAUUAUAGAAAAAUCGGAAGAAGCGUCCACUGAUUAUUUGGAAGGACCAAACUUCAGGGACCAAUACAAAGACAGACGACAUUCUGUGGAGGAAGCGGGUCAGGAAUCCGAUAGGUUGCUGCUAUUAGCCCGAGCUUCUGUAGCAGAGUCAACAGCUACGUCACCGCGGACGUCAUCAGAGAAACAGGGCACGCUAGAUUAUAAAGACCAAACUUAAUAAUAGCUUUAUUGAUUACUUUAAAUUAUUUGUAGAUCUCUGAUUUUUUUUACUACAUUCUGUUUGGGUAUUUCUUACAUGUCUUCGUUGUUUUGAAUAACUUGUAGAUUUUGUGAUUAGAUAGACUGUUUGGUUUUGCGUGAUGUUUCCGGGUUUUAUGAUUUUUUAAGAUUUUGAUAUAUGUUUAAUAAGCUGCGGACCAGUGUGUGAUAUGAUUAUAGUUAAUUAUUCAGAGUUUUCUAUUACAUGUACCUUAGUUAUACUGUCUACAUUCCUUGAGUGCUUGCGUUAGAAAUUAUUGUUCCUUUGAGUUUUCUGUUUAUAAGAAAGUAUUAACGAUGUAGGAACGUAACAAUUUUCUCAUAGAGAGAAACAAUUAAAACGUUAUACAAGAUUAUGCUUUGUUUUGUAUCAAAUGAUGCCGGUCUCGGAAUUAUUGCUCUUGAAAGGACGUCUGCUACCUAGAUAAAAGCAGUCAGCUCCUUGUUGAGGCAGUGAUAAGAAGAAAAACGACCUUCCUUAACUUUUGGCUUUGCAGUACUGAUUAUUUAUCGUUGUCAAAAAGACUUCGAUUUUGCUCAUUAGCAUGCACCAAUACUGCCAGCCUAUUGGUGCUGCAGGAUGUCGGGAAAGUGAGCGUCACUUGUGACGCUUCCGCUCUGAUUCAGAGGGCAAUAUGAGUAUUAUACACCGACUCGCGAUGCAUGUCUCACUGUUAACUGAUUUUCAGAGCGUAUCGUACAAUACUAAAGUGAUGAAGUGGACGUUCAGAUAAGUCGUUAUUGAACAUGCUCCGGAAUAGGACCGCUUCCCUUCAUAUUUUGACCAUUGAUGAUAUCAACUACAAUUUGGUCAAAGAUUUUUGGUGGAACAUAGCGUUUUGUUUAUUAUGUCUCGUUUUCGGAAUUGUUGGGAAUUCGAUAGUGAUCCUGGUGUAUCACACGAAGUUAAAGUCAAAGAUAGAAGAGAGAUUCUUUAUUCCAAUCUUAGCUUUCCUUGAUCUCCUAGCUUGUGUCAUGGUGUCCGCGGUGAUGCUUGCAAAAUCAUUUUAUCCAGUAAAGUUUCAGAACGAAUACACGUGUAAAACUUUAACCUAUUUCGGAUUCUCCACGUCUUCCAUGGCCCUCUUCAUGCUGGCGAUUAUUGCAUUCCACAGGUUUCAGAAGAUCGUUCGGCCUUUCGGAUACCAGAUGAGUCUCAGGGCCAAACAAUACACUAUUCUCACCGUUGGAAUCAUAUCAUAUAUACUGUUCUCACCCGUGUUCUACGUGUAUGGAAUCCGAGAAGUCCAAAACCCCGUGACGAAUAUUACGUAUUCUACUUGUUCAGCCCCCAGUAAAGGCACGUCGAGACGAUCCAUGUUCGUGUUUCAGGGUAUAUUAAUUUGUAUUUAUUUGAUAUCGAUAGUAUCCAUGGCCAUCAUGUAUUUUUUUGUGGCUAGGACUUUACGGGCGAGGAUACGAGCAUCCCGGAAACGUAAAGAAAUUCACAGUUCUCAAACUCUGAACAGUGCAGUGAUCGUUCGAAUGAAUGGGUGUGCCAAAACAAAUGGUUCUGAAGCCAUAUCUAAAGAACAACAGAUACAGGAGCUGAUAAAGACGCCAUCAAUAUCAGAAACGAACGAUACACUUCAACUCCGGCGCAAGAGCGGCCACAAACGAAAGGGCCAUUUCUCUUUGUACAGGUACUCCUAUAUAUUCAUGAUCAUUACCAUUAAAGCUAUAUUGUCUUACGUCAUUCCUUGGAUUUUGGUGAUUGUGAAGUCUAACGACAAAAGUCCAUGGACGGAGCUAAAUCAACGCCUCUUUAUUCUACGUUAUCUUUACAUACUUAGUCACAUCACAAACCCAUUUAUAUAUGGACUGUUGGAUAAAACAUUCCGUAAGCAACUGAAAAUGGCUUUGUAUGAAGGUCGUUCCCAACAGUAUAUCAUGAAUGGUAGUGGAAGCAACUGAAACUGUCGAUGACAUACGGAGAUAUGCGAGAGCGCCACUGUGUAGUUGCUUUAAACUUCAGGGUUGUUGGCAUGUUCCUCUGAGAGAGAGCGUAUUGAAGAUUUCUGGUACAGCAGCAGACUCCUGCCCUUAGGCUUGCCAAAAAAUAAAAUGAACCUCCAUCUUCCUUUUCUUCUGUACCAUGUGUUCUGCAUCACAUGGUACGCACUGUACCAUUCGAAAUUCCCUUGUGUUUUGAACAUCCAUGUAAGAGAAAAAUAUCAGAAUUCCACAGAAAUUUUAAAUUUAUUAAGUACGGCAUGUUAAACUAGUUUCAUCAAAAAGGCAAGAUUGUAAAAGAUGGUAUUUUCUACAACAUCCUAAAGGAAAUCAUUUGAAUUCCGUGUAAUGUCAUGGUUCUAAUUUACGGUGCAUUUCUGGAAGAUAUUCAAAGAAAAUACAAAUUUUUAAAUCUAGGAACACGACUGGCCUUAAAACCGAUUUUUCAUUUAAAAGGAGGUGGUGGAGUGCAGUAAAGGACAAUGACCGAACUACGAACGGAAGUCCUUAAUUGAUUUCAGUCAUGAUCGUAUUGUUGAUCUCUUGACAAGACAAAAGAAGAGACACUGAAUUUCCCCCAAGAAACCUCGCCUUUUAUCUUCUAGUGUACAUCUUUUCUGGUUGCCUUCCGAAUUUCAGCAUUCGUUGUAUUAUUGAUUGUAAUUUCUAAAGGAACAACUUAUCUUAAAGUUGUGACAGGUUUGAGUAACUGUAGUGUAUGAAGUACUAACGGAUGUAACCCAAUAAAACACUUACACGGACUG